AUGUGUCAGGUCCAUGACACGGAGUGUAACUUUCCAGAAGCAGACUCUGCGAGAAGAUCGGCAUAUUCUCCACGAAAAGCACCAUCCAGAAGGAAGCAGGCGAGACUCUCUCAGAGUAGACAGUCGCUGGAGCAUCGAAAUACGCAGAGUCCUCUUGCAACCGUUUCGGAGGCCCCCAGAGCAUACAGAGCGUCUAAUAAUGAUCGAACGGAAGCAUUUUAUUCCCGUGGAAAUAAACAGCAAGAACUCUCCAACCUGAUGGGAAUUGUUUCCGAGACCGGAGACGAUACCUCCCACAUCGUCAGCCCGGCAAUCGCAGAUGACAACCAUGUCUUGGAAAGUUAUUUGUCAACACUUCCAGAUAUACGGCGAAGAUGUAUUAUUCACACGAAUCCAAGCUCCAACAGGCCGCUCAGACCGGUGCUAUUUAAUACUGUCCCCAGGCGGCCGCUCGGUGUGACAGCCAACCAAUCGCUCGCGGCCAUGAAGUGCGAGAUUAUUGAGAAAUAUCUCGAGCCAUAUAUUGAAGAAGUGCUCUAUUUCUUUUAUUUCCCUUUAUUCCCUAGUACUAAUGAAUGGCAUAUUAGAUUCUUCGAGAAAGCCAACCCCUGCUUUCCGAUAUUCGAUAAAGCUUCCUUCCAAACCGCCUUUUCCACACAUAAAGACAAGCUUUCUCCGGCUCUACUAUGCAAUUUAUACGCCAAUGCUUUGAUAUAUUGGGAUUCCUCACCUAAAUUGUCCCGCAUUCGCUGUCCUGAUAUACGAUUUAUCUGGAAUCUUGCAAGUGAGGCGCUUCACUCGGAAUUAUUCCUAUCGCCAGGAAUAUCAUCAGUAAUCAGUAUCAUUCUCACAGUCGGCGGGAGACCAAGUACGUCUAUCUUUGGGAAUGGGGGGAAGGUGGGCACUGCUGUGGCCUUGUGCAAUGCCAUGGGGCUGAACCGGGACCCGUCUCAUUGGAAUAUCCCCCCAAUCGAGAAGAAGUUUCGCAUUCGGAUUUGGUGGUUGGUUGUUAUACAUGAUAGAUGGUGCAGUUUGGCAUAUGGAACACCGUUGCAGAUUCACCGUGCGCAAUAUGAUGUGCCCUUCCCAACAAUAGACGACCUCGGCUCCUCGGACGCAUCGCCAUUCCAGAUUGCAGCCGCUUCAGUCUUUGUCGCAUUGACUAGUUUGACCGAAGUACUGAGCUGCUACCUGGAGCACGUGUACAGCGUAUCCAAAGACUUCACGCUGGAAAAGUCGGCUGCUGAGCUGGAGCAGCGCUUUAGCAAAUGGGAAGAGUCACUAAGCGACGAUAUUCGCCUCCUUCUGCGAGGAGUGCAUCUCCACGCCCAAGGUGCAGCAAACUUCCGGCUGGCAUACCUCUCAGCCAAGCUUCUCCUACGACGUAUCCAACUAGACCUCGACAAAGGCUCCAAUCAAUUUGACGAAGAGACAGUUUCCCCUUUCUAUAUGCAAGCACAGCGUGCUGCAGAAGACAUCGUGCACUUAAUACAAGAGUUGGAUGAAUCGCAUUUAAAUGGGUUCUGGAUUCCCGUUAAUGCUUUCUCGCUCACGUCCUCUACGACGUUUCUGUUACGAAGUGCUUUGCGGAUGAAAACUUCGCAUGAUCGCAAUUCCUCUCUCAGGAUGGCCAAGCAUAUGGUCGAUACACUUCAUAUUUAUCAGCAGCGCUCUUCUUGGGAUCUUGCAGAUCAUUGUCUGGCAAACUGUGGGGAUUUGAUCGAAAAGAUCAGUUCUGUUGAAGCUUCCGGGGGAGAUUCUUGGAGUCCUGGUUUUCCCUACUUUUCGGAGUACCUGGAUUUGGAUGCUUCGAUUUUGGAUGAGCUGUUUACGGGGUUCCCACUUGAGAUGUAG
Molecule: messenger RNA, 1854 nt
Organism: Penicillium riverlandense
Lineage: Eukaryota; Fungi; Ascomycota; Eurotiomycetes; Eurotiales; Aspergillaceae
Product: fungal specific transcription factor domain-containing protein
Exons: 3
Coding region: 1-1854 (617 amino acids)
Biological process (GO): DNA-templated transcription
Cellular component (GO): nucleus
Molecular function (GO): zinc ion binding; DNA binding
Source: RefSeq, a predicted model, not a curated record